Rotaria sordida is the source of this 1059-nucleotide messenger RNA. Lineage: Eukaryota; Metazoa; Rotifera; Eurotatoria; Philodinida; Philodinidae. The record is from the annotation of a GenBank genome assembly.
AUGACCGAAAAAGGCUCAUGUACUGAUAUAACAUGUGAUGACGAAAUUAAAGAAUUAUAUCAUUGUCAUUGUUGUUUACGUCUUGUUUGUUUAACUCAUUUGAUUAGACAUGUUGAAAUAACAAAACAAAACAAACAACGAUUAGAUAGUCUUCGUAAUGAAUUAAAUACAGUUAUAAAUACACUUAAAUUAAUUGUUGAAGAAAAACUAAUUACUAUUAAACGUGAACAAAACUUGAUUGAACAAGCAAAUAAAUUUCUUGAUGCACCCAAUAGUUCAAUUGAUGAACUACAAAAUAUUUUCGAACAAAUUAAUCAAACAAUAGUAUCAAAUCGUUCAGAAGAAAUGAUAUUGAAAGUCGAACCUUCAUUAUCAGAAACUAAAUAUUGUUCUUGUGUUUACAAAUGUAAUAUGGAACACAUGAAUUCAAAUGCAGAAGAAUUGGAAAUCUCCAAAGAUAAUAGAUGUUCAACGUAUAUCAAUCAUGAUUUUAUGGAUACGAAUUCAUCUGAUGAAACAACAAAAUCUGUUAAGGAUCAACAUGUAAAUGAAGAACAAAAGAAACUUGAACGAACAUUAUGGAGAAAGAUUUUUGACGAGUGUCCAUUAACAUUUGAUGGAGCAUAUGGUCUUACUCAAGCAAAUCAUUCUAUUGAAUUCUGUGAUUAUGAAAAAAAUUAUCGAAUCGGAUUAUAUCAACAUUUCAUUAAUAAGCAUAAAUUAAAAGAAGUUUAUGCUCAACGUUUGAUACGAGCUGUUGCCGAUAAUCAAGAUCCUAGGAUAACAAAAUUAUUUAAUGAAAGUGAAGAUGUAAUUGAUCAUUUUUAUAAAGUUUUAUGUCCUUUUUUUAAAGGACGAAUUAAUUCACCAGAAUACCGUCAAAAAAAUAUAGCAAAUAUACCAUGUUCACGUCGUAUAAUUCUAUUUAAUGCAUUAAAUCAUCAUUUACGAUUUCAUCAUAAGAUUUCUAAGACGUUGGCAAAAAAAUUAGUUGAUCAUUUCAAAGAAAUUCGAGCAAAAAAUGAUAUUGCUUCGACUCCAAUAAUUCCAUCAACAUGA